CAGAGCAACAGUUAUCAUCAUGGACAAUCCUGAAGACUGCAAUGUCGCUGCCACUAUGGGCUUCUCUGGGUUUGGAAAGAAAGCCCGGACAUUUGACUUGGAAGCCAUGUUUGAACAAACCCGUAGAACUGCUGUGGAGAGAAGCAAAAACACAUUUGAAGCCAGAGAGAAAGAUGAGAAGUCAAAAAAACCAGAGGAUGAAGCUGGUUCUGGAACCAAGAAUGUGGCAUCUAGCUCUCGGGUGAAAUCUGCUGACUCCAGUUCAAGUGACUCGGAGGACAACUCAGAGGAUGAGGUCAUUGGACCUCCUGUGCCCCCCAGAGCUUCUCAAGACUCAGAUGAUGAAAUGAUUGGUCCUCCGCUUCCUCCAGACUUCAAAGACAGUGACGAGGAUGAUGAUGAUGAGGAUGAUGACGACGAUGAUGAUGAUAAUCCUGUUAAAAGCAUUCCGGAUUCACAUGAAAUCACGCUCCAGCACGGCACAAAAACUCUAUCUGCUAUGGGGUUGGACCCUUCUGGCGCACGUCUGGUAACCGGAGGUUAUGACUAUGAUGUAAGGUUUUGGGAUUUUGCUGGGAUGGAUUCAUCUCUACAAGCUUUUCGCUCACAUCAGCCUUGUGAAUGUCAUCAGAUCAAGUCUCUGCAGUACAGCAUUACCGGAGAUGCUAUUCUUGUUGUGGCUGGAAACUGUCAGGCAAAAGUGCUGGACAGAGAUGGCUUCCCUGUCAUGGAGUGUGUUAAGGGAGACCAGUAUAUUGUGGACAUGGCAAACACAAAGGGACAUUGUGCAAUGCUUAAUGGGGGAUGCUGGCAUCCAAAAAUUAAAGAUGAGUUUCUCACAUGUUCCAAUGAUGGGUGA
Nanorana parkeri is the source of this 859-nucleotide messenger RNA. Its product is annotated as WD repeat-containing protein 70-like. The transcript is spliced from 10 exons. Gene Ontology annotation, biological process: regulation of DNA double-strand break processing. The record is from RefSeq and is a predicted model, not a curated record. Gene Ontology annotation, molecular function: protein binding. Gene Ontology annotation, cellular component: site of double-strand break; nucleus. NCBI's taxonomy places the organism in Eukaryota, Metazoa, Chordata, Amphibia, Anura, Dicroglossidae. The coding region runs from base 20 to 859 and encodes 279 amino acids.